CGCACACUCGCCUCCAGGCCGCCAGGCGGCGCUCUCACCACAGCGCGCUACAUUCUUCUUGAACAGCUCCAAAAAGGAGACUCAAUCCGCCAUAUGUGAUGUCGCAGAUUCGCCAUAAACGCCUGCUAAAGUAAUUUUAAUACAAUAAAUUCCACUUAAAAUGUUAUUUAGAGCCAUAAAUACAAAUAAGAAUCAUUUGCUGUUUUUUGGACUACUGAUGUAAUUCAGAAGCAUGGACCCAGCUCGAGCAGAGGGAUCUUCAGUUUUCAUGUGUAAAAUAUGCAACCUGUUCUCUCCCAAUAAAUCACUGCUCCUGUCCCAUGUACUUGAGAAACACACUGACGAAGGUGGAGAUGCAGAGGACUUUAUUAUCCCACUCAAACCUUUACAAUCUCCACAUGUACCAGAGGGCAUCAAAAGAAAAAGAGGUAGACCAAAGGGAUCCACUAAGAAAGCCCAAGCAGAUGUACAGAGGCCUAACAAAUUGUCCAGUCAACCAAAGAAAGAAAUAUCUGAUAUGUUGUCAGAAUCCCCAGGUAAACCACAACAUACUGAAGAUGGCACUGGUUUGGAGUGCAAGAAAUGUCAACGCAAGUUCAGCAACAAACGGCAAAUUUCCAAACACAUCUGUUUUGCUGAACUCAAAGAUGUUCCUGAUGAGGAUGACUUCCACAGUGAGAACCCUGGUCCUGUUGAGAUAGUAGAUGAAGAAGAUGAAGAUGUAGAAUGCUCACCAAAGAAGGCGAGAACAGUGAAGGCAGACAAGGUCUCUAGUGUAAAGGACCCUGAUUCAACAGGCUGCACCAAAAACCCCAUUGUCAGUGUGGUUCUGGCAGCACAUGAAGCCAUUCCUGGUGCCACAAAAAUAGUUCCCAUUGAAGCUGCUCCAGCUGAGAUGGUUAUGCAACCUGAUGGAACGGCAGAAGAGUCCACACAGAAGAAAGGUUACCAAGAAUAUGCCAUACAGCAAGCUGUUUAUGAAGUGCCUCUGAAAUCUAACAGGAUAGGGCAGACCCAGUUGAAAAUUUUCACCUGUGAAUACUGCAACAAGGUUUUCAAGUUCAAACAUUCCCUUCAGGCCCACUUGCGAAUCCACACCAAUGAGAAGCCGUUCAAAUGCAGCCAGUGUGACUACGCCAGCGCUAUCAAGGCCAAUCUCAGUGUCCAUAUGCGGAAGCAUACCGGGGAGAAGUUCAGCUGUGAGCACUGCUCAUUUAACUGCCUGAGCAAGGGUCACCUUAAAGUACAUGUGGAGAGGGUGCACCAGAAAAUUAAGCAGCACUGCCGCUUCUGCAAGAAGAAGUACUCUGACGUCAAAAACUUGCUUAAGCACAUCCGAGAGAGCCAUGAUAUGGAAGACGGGAAAGUCAAGGACUCUUAUGAUGAGUACAGGCUCCAAACCAGAGAAGGUAAACGACAGCUGCUCUAUGACUGUCAUGUCUGUGACCGUAAAUUCAAGUAUGAGUUGGAGCGUGAUCGGCAUCUGAUGGUUCAUGGUAGCAACCGACCGUAUGGCUGUGAGUUGUGUGAUCAUGGGUCAACAAAGUUUCAAGCUCUUCAGGCUCAUGUUAGAAAGCAUCCUUUUGUGUACGUGUGCUCAGUUUGCCUGCAGAAGUUUGUGAGUACUGUCCGCCUCAAGUUACACUUCAGCGAGUCCCACCCAGGAAUGGAUGAAUCCAUGGCUUUCGCUGAUUCAAUCAAAAACAGUUUCUGCCUGUUGAAACCUGGAGAUGACAUUCAGCGGGACAUGCUGAGACAAGAUGAAUUGGAGAUCAGCAAAGAGUUGUCCCUCCUCAAUGCACAGGAAGUGCUUGCCACUGAAAUGGACAGUGUAGAGGAACAAGAGGCUCAAGGUCCUGGCAGUUUAACUACAGAGGAACUGGUACAUGAUCCCCAAGAGGACAUAGCUUCAGCAGAGAUCAACAACUGCCCAGUUAUUGAUACGAGUGCAGCUGUGGAAGCUCAAGUGCAUGGGAGAGUCUCUGAGGAUUUACUAGAUAAAGAACAGCUGCAGGAUAAUUUGCCAAACAUGGACAGUAGUGUAACAGAAUUUAAUAAUCCUGGCGAAGGGAAUGCAAAUUUGCCCACACAAACUCCAACGUCUGAGAUACCAUGCAUGUCACCAAAAGAGCAAAUGCUGUCAGGAGUCACAGCAGACAUGUCAGUUACUCAGAGCAAGAAUGAGUCCAGUGUUACUCAAAGCAGCCCUCCCCCUAGUGGUACGGAGGACUUGGCAUCCACACAACUAGAGGAAAAAUCUGCUUUUGCACAGAUUUUAGAACAAAUGCAGAAAAGGCAACUAAACAUGGAAGUUUUUGAUAGAAUACGGAAAGUCUACGGAGAUCUGGAGUGUGAAUAUUGUGGUAAGCUUUUCUGGUACCAGGUGCACUACAACAUGCAUGUAAGAACACAUACACGAGAACAUCUGCAUUACUGUUCCCAGUGCAGCUACUCUUCCAUUACCAAAAACUGCCUGAAGCGUCAUGUAAUCCAGAGACACAGUAAUGUUCUCCUCAAGUGCCCCUCAGAAGGAUGCCAGUACUCUACGCCUGACAAGUACAAACUGCAGGCCCAUCUUAAAACUCACUCAGAAAUUGUUAAGAAGAGCUUUGUUUGUCCCAUCUGUAAGAAGGCAUUUCCAGAAGACAAACUUAGGCAUCAUAUCAAAACUAAUCAUCCAGAUACAUCACUAACGACCACUUUAGAGGCACUGGGAAUACGUGCCCAUGUAAAAGGUGUAAUAGGAAAACGAGCCUCUAAAUGUCCAUACUGUGAUUGCUACUUCACAAGAAACGGAACUGACAUGCAGCAGCACAUCUGGGCCCAUGAAGGAGUAAAACCCUUUAAAUGCUCAUUGUGUGAAUACGCCUCACGCAGCAAAAGCAACCUGAAGGCUCAUUUCAACAGGCACAACACAGAGAAGAGCCACCUGUGUGAUCUGUGCGGGAAGAAGUUCAAGUCCAAGUGCACACUAAAGAGCCACAAGCUCAUGCACUCAGCAGACGGUAAGCAGUUCAAAUGUACUGAGUGUGAUUUCACUGCAGCACAGAAACCACAGCUCCUCCGCCACAUGGAACAGCACGUCUCCUUUAAGCCAUUCCGUUGUGCACACUGCCACUACUCGUGCAACAUCUCAGGUUCUCUUAAAAGACACUAUAACAAGAAGCAUCCUGGGGAGCAGUACAGCAACGCAGGUCCUGGAACACCCACUUCAGAGACUGUGAUAGAGCAAGUGCCUUUGCACUGUAUAUCUGCAGGUGGAGUGAAGUGUCCAGUCUGUAACUAUGUUUACGGAACGAAAUGGGAAAUGAACAGACACUUGAAGUGCAAGCAUGGACUCAAAGUUGUUGAGAAUCAGUGGGAGGUAGUAGAAUCAGCAGAGGAACCAAACACACAGUAUCUUCAAAUUGCUGAGACAGAGGACGUGCAGGGAACAGAGGCUGCUGUUUCAGUGCUGCAGAACCUUCGCUUUAACACACAGAAUGGAGUUGUCUCAGCGACAGCUGCAGACAGACUGGAUCCAGCGUCAGUUAAUAUUCUUCAGCAGAUAAUCGAGCUUGGCACAGAGAACCCCGACACUGUGGCCUCCGUGGUUGCCAUGGCACCUGGCACAGUCACCGUGGUGGAGCAGGUGACAGAGGAGGAGCAGCAGACAGACCAUGCCAUGAUGAUCCAUGAUGCACUGCAGCAGGCCACUGUGGGUCUCGGAGAAGAGCAUCAUUUGGUGGUGUCUUCAGAUGACGUGGAAGGCAUCAAGACAGUCACGGUGUACACACAGGGUGAGGACGCUUCACAGUUCAUUGUCUAUGUUCAGGAGGCUGUCCAAACUGAGGAGAGCACUACAGAUGUGACCUAAAAGACUUUAGAACAUUCAGAAGGAUGUACAAAUGGAAAGGUUUUCAAAAGCUUGGAAGGAAAAAUGAAAUGAAAUGUGUUCAAUGCAAGCUGAUAAGCUAAUGCAUAAAAAAUAGAGGCAGUAGUUGCAUGCAGUAUACAAAAACAGCAUAUGAUUUUUAUUAUUUUUUCAGAGACAUGCAGAACAAGUCUACUGAAAAUCUCCUUCCCACUCAUUCUUUUGUAGCUUUUUAUAAGACAGUGAUUUUGAUGGGUUUCAAAAUUAUUGAAUGGAUUUGUCUGCUACAUCAUAUCUGAGGUAAUACGGACUUUAAUCAGAUUCACCAGAAUCUGAGCUUGAAUUUAUGAUGAGUCACAGAAAGAAUGUGUGUGAUUUGAUGUUAAACCACAGCGCUGUUGAAUUCACGAUUCUGAUUAGUCAGAAGUAUCGCUGCAGUCCACAUAAAUGGAAUUUAAAAACAUGUGUAACUGUUGAUCUGAAGUUUUCUGUGAGGAGAUACAUUUUUGGAAGGAGUCUCAGUAAGUUUUACAACAUGCUUUUCUGCACUUUCCUGAUGCUUGGUAACAUGACAAGCUGCAAGCUGUCCGAGAGAGAGAAAAAAGAGAGGCUAGUGAGGGAAAGAAUGCAGGAUUUGACAAUUAUAGCAGUUUAUUGCUGCUAUAAUGUAAGUGAGAAGAGGAACUAACUUGUUUUUUGGGACAUUCCAUAACAUUAAAUGUAACUGUAAAUAGAUAAAAAGUAUGAUGUAUCAUUCUUCAUAAAUCAUUGGCAAAUUGCUGUGGUAUAAGAGCAAUAAAACAACACCAUGUUUUUUAUUACUGUCUUAUAAAAGCUAAUCUCUAAGUGCUUUAUUUCUUAAUUAUUUAACAUUUUUGCUCUGAAUCUUAUGCAAGUAUGCUGUCUGAGUUCACCUUUUGAUAUUUGAGACUUGAAUAUUCAGGUUUAAAACAUUCAAGACGUAGAAACUUCUACACCUUAAAUGCAUGUGAUUGAAAAUUUACAAUAAUCAUCCAGGAAAGGGCAAACAGGCCAGGAUCCGAACAAACUCAUCAAUUUUGCCAAUUAACAGUUGUGAAGUAGGGAAGGUCAUUAGUCAAACUGUUCGGUAAUUUUUGCAUGUAACUAUGUAAAUAUAAUGAAUUUUUAACAAGUAAAUACUUAUGUCAAAUGCAUUUAUUGCAUGUUAACACGUAUAUUUUUGUCCCAUUAACAUGUUACACUGGUCUUGCACUUAAUAGCUGAUUCCAUUUUUGCUUUUGGAGAGAUACCUGGGCAUCUUACUGCCACCUACUUGCAAUAAGUGGUGAAGCUUUAUUGCUCACAAGACACGGAGAAUGAAGAAAUAGUGGAAAAUUAAUAUUGAAAUGAAUGUAAAUUCAUAUCAAAUGAAUGUAAUGUAAAUUUUCAUAUCUAAUCAUUUCUGAAAUAUCUGCCUGCUUUUGGAGCUGUAAAUGAAGUACCCCAACAUCUGAGUAAUAUAUUACCUUGGCUAUUAUAGCGUAUUCUGAUUACAAACAGGUCAAGUGACCAAAUUAGAGUAAUAAAGUGGUGAAAGAUGAAAAAGCAUGAAGCUCAUCAUGCUUAAAAUUUCAGUGUUUUUUUUUUUAAAACUUUACUUAACAGUUUAUAUAGCUUACUUGCUUUUAACAGACAGUAACUGAUGGGAAGAGCAAAAUUCUAAUAUUACACGUGCUCAGUGAAACUGGACUGAUGAUUGGAUUAAAAAAAAGGGGGGGGGGGGUCCCAUUUAUCUAUAUGCAUAGUUUUGUUUGUACACCGUGUGUACGCAUGUUUCUAUGCAUUCAAUGUGAUUCAUGAUGUUUUGCUUAUGCAUGAGGAUCUUUGUAUAUUUCUGCACACUCCUGACCAUGGGUUUGCAGAAACUCAUAGUGGUAGAAAAGUGUAAUAGCAGGUAAAAUGAUUAUGAGGAACUACUGUACCACACCACUUCUUGUCAAUCAUGUCAGCAUAAUUGAGAGCAUAAUUACUGACUGCAGUGCUCCCAAGAUGCAGACAAAUAACACAGAUGGAAUGUAAAGUAAAAUCAUAUAAAAGGCACAUUUAAAGAGAGAUUGGCAUUAUGCCUUUUUUUUGAAGAUCUGGCUCACACAGCUUUGUGGAUGGAGCACUGCAUUACAUUACAUUUCCAAAACCAGCAGCGUUUUGACAGCAAAAAUGACAAAUUAUCGUGCCUUCGAGUUUCAAAACGUAAUUGGGGAAAUAGAAUGACCACAUAUACUCAUAAAAUCUUUACUAGUAAAAGUGCCAAAUAAAACCAGUUUUGUUUUGCUCCACUUCCUGCAGCAGUAUCUUUACUUUAUUGUUGGUGAAGUUCAUCCUGGUAUGCACCAAAUCAUCUGUAACAAGUAGCACCUUGAGUCGGCUACUGUGCUUUUUAAAGGGAAGUUGUUUACCAUAUAUGGUGAUUUGAGGGCAUUUUUUUAAAAUGCAAAUUAGUGUGGCCAUGCACAAGCACAUCAGUUUAGAAUAGUUGAAAUGUGCAUUGUGAGAUGCUUUUCUAUUCACCACAGUUACAAAGAGAGGUUAUUUGAGUUACCUUAGCCUUCCUUUCUAGCUUGAACCAGAGUAGUCAUUCUCCUCUUCAACAUGGUAAUUCUGUCAACAGAACUAUCACUCACUGGAUGUUUCCUGUGUUUUGCACCAUUCUGUGUAAACUCUAGAGACUCUAUAGUUGUGUGUGACAAUCCCUGGAGAUCAGCAGUUGCUGAAAUACCCUAACCUUCUCGUCU
Pangasianodon hypophthalmus (striped catfish) is the source of this 6606-nucleotide messenger RNA. RefSeq names its product zinc finger protein ZFAT. Gene Ontology annotation, molecular function: chromatin insulator sequence binding. Gene Ontology annotation, cellular component: chromosome. Bases 233 to 3856 code for a protein of 1207 amino acids. Gene Ontology annotation, biological process: regulation of transcription by RNA polymerase II. The transcript is spliced from 16 exons. NCBI's taxonomy places the organism in Eukaryota, Metazoa, Chordata, Actinopteri, Siluriformes, Pangasiidae. The record is from RefSeq and is a predicted model, not a curated record.